Messenger RNA from Arachis stenosperma, 1444 nucleotides. Its product is annotated as protein trichome birefringence-like 38. The transcript is spliced from 5 exons. NCBI's taxonomy places the organism in Eukaryota, Viridiplantae, Streptophyta, Magnoliopsida, Fabales, Fabaceae. Gene Ontology annotation, molecular function: O-acetyltransferase activity. The record is from RefSeq and is a predicted model, not a curated record. Gene Ontology annotation, cellular component: Golgi apparatus. The coding region runs from base 73 to 1194 and encodes 373 amino acids.
CACGGGCCAGUUCUAUUUAAAGCCACGUUGAGUUCUCUGUUUCUCUCUGUGUCUGUCUCAUCAGGUUUUCAGAUGGAUUUGAGGGUCCAUUAUUCUUCAUUGUUGGUGUUGUGUGUAUUGUUGUUCCAAAUACUUGUGCUUGUGCAGCAAGCAAAAGCAACAAAGUUCCAGAAUGUGAGUGGGAUAAGAAGACUAAGAGGGAGAAAAUCAGUGGUAGGUGGUAGCGGUGGGUGCAACUUGUUCAUAGGAAGUUGGGUGAUAGACCCAUCAUUCCCACUCUAUGACUCAUCAAGCUGCCCCUUCAUUGAUCCUGAGUUUGAUUGCCAGAAAUAUGGUAGACCUGAUAAGCAGUACCUCAAAUAUGCUUGGAAGCCUGAUUCUUGUUCCUUACCAAGGUUCGAUGGGUUAGAUUUUUUGAAUAGAUGGAGGGGUAAGAAGAUAAUGUUUGUGGGAGAUUCACUGAGCUUGAACAUGUGGGAAUCACUCUCCUGUAUGAUUCACGCGUCGGUGCCCAAUACCCAGACCACCUUUUUGAGGAAAGAAGCACUCUCCACUGUCAUCUUCCAGGACUACGGAGUAACCAUACAGCUAUACCGCACCCCAUAUUUGGUAGACAUUGUUAAAGAAAACGUUGGGCGGGUUCUCACAUUAGACUCCAUUGUUGCUGGGAAUGCAUGGCAAGGAAUGGACAUGUUGGUUUUCAAUUCCUGGCAUUGGUGGACCCACACUGGAAAAUCUCAAGGAUGGGACUAUAUCAGAGAUGGUCCCAAUCUAGUUAAGGACAUGGACCGUUUGGAGGCAUACACUAAGGGUAUGACCACUUGGGCUAGAUGGGUUGAUCAAAAUGUUGAUCCUACAAAAACUAAAGUCUUCUUUCAAGGCAUUUCUCCCACUCACUAUCAAGGCAAGGAAUGGAAUGAACCAAAGAAAAGCUGUAGUGGUGAACUUGAACCAUUGUCAGGGUCAACAUAUCCAGCAGGACUACCUCCUGCAACCAACAUAGUGACCAAAAUACUCAAGAACAUGAAUUCUCCGGUUUAUCUACUUGACAUCACACUCCUCUCUCAGCUCAGAAAAGAUGCACACCCUUCUGCUUAUAGUGGAGAUCAUGCAGGCAAUGAUUGCAGCCAUUGGUGCCUCCCAGGGUUGCCUGAUACAUGGAACCAGCUCCUAUAUGCAGCACUCAGCAUGUGAACAAAACAGAUCCUUACACCAGAAUUUUCUUCUUGUUUGGCUCGUAGAUACUGCCAAGGGCUGAAAUCAUAUAAACUGUAACAUUAUACGAUUCAUGAAGGACAAGAAAAUAAUCUACAGAUUUCAAGAACAGAAUAGCUUUCUUAGAGUUAUCAAAAUUGUUUGCAUAUCAAGAAAUGUACUUACCAGGCUAUGUAAGAACUAUGAACUAAUUCACUGAAUGAUAUUGAACUUUAGCAUUGAAGUUAAA